GCCCAGAAAAAACGACAACGCGAGAAAAAUUAGUAUUUUUGCACUUCACAAAUUAAUGACCAUGAGCUCGUUUUUGAUAAACUCCAACUACAUCGAGCCCAAGUUCCCUCCCUUUGAGGAGUACGCGCAGCACAGCGGCCCGGGCGGCGAAGACGGCGGCCCGGGCGGGGGCCCCGGCUACCAGCAGCCCCCGGCGCCCCCGACCCAGCACCUGCCGCCGCAGCAGCCCCAGCUCCCUCACGCGGGCGGCGGCCGAGAGCCUCCUGCCUCCUACUACGCGCCGCGGACCGCCCGCGAGCCCGCCUACCCUGCCGCCGCGCUGUACCCCUCGCACGGGGCCGCGGACACCGCCUACCCCUAUGGCUACCGCGGCGGCGCGAGCCCCGGGCGGCCGCCCCAGCCCGAGCAGCCCCUGGCGCACGCCAAGGGCCCGGCGCACGGCCUGCAUGCGAGCCACGUCCUGCAGCCCCAGCCGCCGCCGCCCCUGCAGCCUCGCGCAGUGCCCCCAGCGGCCCCGCGGCGCUGCGAGGCGGCCCCCGCCACCCCAGGCGUCCCGGCAGGGGGCAGCGCCCCCGCGUGCCCGCUGCUCUUGGCCGACAAGAGCCCGCUGGGCCUGAAGGGCAAGGAGCCCAUAGUGUACCCCUGGAUGAAGAAGAUCCAUGUCAGCGCCGUCAACCCCAGUUAUAACGGAGGGGAGCCUAAGCGCUCUCGAACCGCCUACACCCGGCAGCAGGUUUUGGAGCUGGAGAAGGAGUUCCACUUCAAUCGCUACCUGACCCGGCGGCGCCGCAUCGAGAUCGCCCACACGCUCUGCUUGUCCGAGCGCCAGGUCAAGAUCUGGUUUCAGAACCGGAGGAUGAAGUGGAAGAAAGACCACAAACUGCCCAACACCAAGAUGCGAUCCUCCAGUUCGGCCUCGGCCUCUGCCGGCCCACCAGGGAAAGCACAAACUGAGAGCCCGCACCUCCAUCCCCACCCCCACCCGAGCACCUCCACACAGGUUCCCUCCUCCAUAUAAUCUUCUAGAGACCUUGACCAGUUUCUAUCCCUUACUUGCUUUUCUCUUCUCUUCUCUUGCUCCUUUCCUCAUCCACCCCUCCCCAUCCGGACCAUAAUAGACACCAAAACAAACCCAAAUUGGUGAAAAGGAUAACCAAAAAGAAGACAUUAUCCGGGUAAGAGUGUGUGCUGGUUGCCACCCAAGAGAGGACAGUUGUCCAGGAUGCUGGUUGGUGGAACAACCUGCUGGCCUGAAACAAGGCUGCCAGGUGUGGAUACCUGAGAAGGACUACUUGGUAUCAAAUACUUUUGAGAUGGCUACAGUCAGCUAGCUGGACAGCCCAUGCUGACUGGGGACGUAUACUUGCAUUUUUGUUGAAAGCAGAAGAAAACAGACUCUUUCCCCACCUUCCUUACCUCCUCCUCCCCCAUUAAGGCAGCUUAUCCAAGCUUGUAUUGAACUGAAUAAAUGAGUAGACACUGUGGACCUCACAAGAUUAUUUAAUUCUUAAGAUGUGUAGACCUUGAUGGUAGGUGUGACAUGUUAAUUUUCCUUACUUGCAUUUAUUUAAGAUACUGUUACAGAGAUACUGUUGUCCCCUUCUGGGACACAGUCUUUGGGGAGAGGGGAGUGCAUUUAGACUUAUGUGGAACUGUACAAAUUGUGAUGUGGCUAUAUAGAAAGCCAUGUGCUAAGAAUAAACUCCAUUUAAAAAACAUUAAAAAUCUAAGAUUCAUGUGUUUUCUAAGCUUUUCAUUAAGAAAACAAAAGUCCUCUGGAUUGAGAUACUUGACCUUUCAUGUAAAAACCUUGUAGAUAGCUUGAGCUGUAUUCACUUGGAUUCUGACGGCUCACAUAAUUUGUGUGUGAGAGUGUGUGUAUGUAUGCUCAACUUGAGCUGAACUCUUGUCAAGCUUGGCCUACUGUGGAAAAGUUCCAAAGAGCAGGAAGGCUCUUGAGCUCUGAGAGGGCUCCUCUUCUUCCCAAACUUGGCCAGUCUUUCAGGCUUCAAGUCUCUGUAAGGCAUAGAAACGUGUCCUUCCCUGCAAUGAAAGUUGAAACCGUGCAGUGCUGUGGGCCCAGGAGUUUCUGCAGCUGUUCUACACACUGAACUCUGAGCACACUUGGAAAGAAGUGGUCUCUUUGGUAUUUAUUGCACCUUCACACUUAAUCUGCCUGUUUCCCUGGAGAUAAAAAAUAGUUCGUGCAAAGGGUUGAGAUUACUUUUUGUUUCUUGGCUGUUCUUAAGGUCCUCUUCACUAACUACAGACUAGGAAUUUUUGUUUGUUUGCUUGGUUGUUUCUCUUUUUUGAAGAAGGAGCUUUCAAAUAAACUGAAUUUUACAAGGACACUCUCCAAAGUUUCUCCUGAGGAAAGAAAAAGCAUAAUAUACCUCCAAAGUUCACCCCAUGCAAAGUAGACCUGGGAGAGUUUACUGCUGGAAAAUAGCAAAACUCUGAAUUAGGGUCACUUUCCUCAAAUGCUUUGUGAUUUUUCUGCUCGAUUCCAGAGAUCUAGAUCCAAAAGGCUGAAAAUCAAAACCCACUUCUCAAUCUCUAUAACCCUAGUAUUUGUUUACUGAUUUAGAUUUGGUGCUUACUGCAGGGAGUCCCCUACAAUAAGACAGCAAAAACCAGUGCGCACUAGCCCCAGAAUAUUAGAACUGUCACCUGGCCUUGAUAACGUGCAGCUUUGAGGUUAUGUAGUAAUUUUAGCAUAGAUGGGAGUAGGUGCUCACCUGCCUCUGCAACAUCAGAGAAUUUUUAAACACAUUUUGUUUUCAUUAGUGGCAAAACCCUUUAGCCACUGUCAGAGCUGUUACCCCUUUCACCCCUGCUGCCCUGUGUGUGAUACAAACAAGGGUGAUCAUUUCUAUACCCACAAAUCAGAUUUGAGAGGAAAGUGAUAGAUACCAGUCUCUGAGGAGCCAAGAAAAUUCGGGAGCAAACAAAUACACACUUACCUUCCCAAAUCAGGAGAAACCUGGCAUAAAGUGCAUUUUAUAAGCAAUUCUGAAAGGCAUUCUCUGGGAAAAGUCUGUGGAAGAGAGAGGGAUCUUCUUGCAAAUAAUGUGGUCUCAGGCAAGGACACAGCAUCUUGGCUGUCUGCUAAAAAAAAAAAAUGCCUAGACUCUCAGUGGAAAUUGAGUGUCAAGCUGCAAAAUCUCAAAUGGCAGACUAUCAUCAUUUAAGAGCGCCUGGACACCGGAAAAGGCGAUUCCCUGAGCGCCUGGAGUUGGAGACAAUUUGUGGUUCAGAUUUAAACAUCUUUCUAGGUAAGCGCUGCUCCAAAACUCUUUGCCUCGUGGGACUUUGCACCAGGGCGGUUGGGAGGAGUUGGCCCUCCACGGUUCCUGGCAACCGCGGCCUGUUGAAAGAGGUUCUGGUCAAUAUUUAACUUCAGAGCAGUUUGGAAUUGGAUUCCUUUAAGCUUCUUGCCCUGUGAAUGCGGGGCGUCAGGCAGACAAAGAGCCUACCCCAAAGCCAGCGAUGGCCAGGAGAAGCGGUUGCGGAAGGCAAAGAUGGGUUGUGGAGAGUCAGAGGGGGUGUGCUUAUUUCUUCCUGCAAGCCCCAAACCACCACACUGAACUUCAGGGCAAAAGCAAGUAAAGGCCACGGGCACGGGCGCGGCGGCCGCUGCGUGGGCUGCUUUCCUUGUCGACCGAGGCGACUGAGGAGGCUGGGAGGAGUGAAGGGGAGGAAUCACAUCAUGCACAGCCUCCUGCAGCUGCUGUAAGUGAGUCCUCACACUUAGGCACAGCCAACUGAAGACCCAUUCUCCAGGAACAAAAGAAUAUGGCCUGAGGAUCUCACUAGCCUCAGAGCAUUCUCAGAAAUUCAGAAACUAAGACCAGAAAAGAAAAGAUUUUUAGACGGCUCAUGAAAGGGUACAGUGUUGAAAUUAGUGAGCAAUGUCACCAGGCAGAAGGCAGGAGUAGGGGUGGAAUCAGGGGUGGGAGCAGCUUAUUUGUUUCAGUUAGGUUCUUCCUGAGCACAGUUGGUUCUCUACUGGUUUUCUGCUCAAGAUUAUUUUGAGAGUUCUGAAGGGGGCUCUUUCUUAUCUUUGAGUUUAUGUCUCUAUAGGAACUUGUGUGGGGAUGGGGGUAGAAUUUGCUGGUGGACACAGAAUUGUCUUGGAAAAGUGGGUGGACAGACCUGCCUGUGGAGAGGUCCCAGAUUGCCUUGCCUUGUUAACUUAAGGCACUCCAGUGAAGGUUGAUUCUUUCUUUUCCUUUUAUUUUCUUUUUUUUGGGGGGUGGGGGGAGGGUCUCUUGCAGAGCAAUUAGAUCAUUUCCUCUGAUAUUUUUCAUAUUUAGAAACCUAUAAUUCCAUGUAUCACUCAGCUGUGUACUGAAGAAAUGCUUAAGUGCAAGUUUGGUCAGGGCACUAGGUUUCUCUAGAUUUUGCAAAACCCAGACCCACCACUCUAUAGCCAAGCACAUCUUUCCUAGUGGGCUCCCACUGAACAAAACCAACUGGACUUAGAGGAGAUGCUUUAACCUUUUGUCAGGUAAUUAUGGUCCUUUUUGGUUUCUCUAGUGGCUGUGGUGUAUGGUGUGUGUGUUAGCAAAUUCCAUACAAUGGCAGGCUGUGAGGAAGUCCGCUGUCUAGGUCAGUUAUUUCUGGGCCUGCCCCUUGCCUUUUGAUAUACUGGCCUGCCGGCCAGAGGAGACUGGGGUGCAUGGGUGUGCAGGAUCCAGCUUGUCCGUGGGUGGGAGGCUGUAAUGAAAGUUAAAAGGAUUUUAAAAAUGUGAAUAGCAUUGCUGUACCCUUGUAUUUGGAAUGUGUGUAAAGAAAUGUAAGUGGAGAUAAGCUUGUAUGUCUUGCAUGGCAUUCAUGGGGAGAUGGCUCCCAGCAUCCUAUUGCUUAGACAGAACUCUUAAACUCAAAACUGCUGGUCAAGGUUCCCCACCUACCCUCCCCCAAAGCUAAAUAUUCUGUUUGGCAACCUAGUUCCUUCAGUGGUUCCAUAUUUCAAAUAAAAGGAUUUAAGUUGACGUAUGACCACGUGAGCACAUAAUACAGCGCAUUAUUGUGGCAUUUGGAGCGGAGACCCAGGCAGGCUUCGCCUGUGAUUACGUUUUCUAGAUUCUCUACAGAGCCAGAGCUUUCCCCCAACCCCCACGAACCCACCUCCUCCUUCUUCUUCCCCUUCUCCGGAGAGCGCUCUCUGAGCCGAUUGCAGUUUUCAGCACUCAUGGAGCGGUUCUGGGCGAGUUAGCCGAUGGAAGUCGAGGCCAUACCAGGAGGAUGGAAUUUAUUUUAAGGUAUUUCCGCUGAUUGUUCAUAUCUAGAGUGAGUUAUGGCUGUGAGAGACAAAGGUCAGGCGAGGAGACCCUGGCUCAUGGACAGGACCCUCAGCCUCUCUCUUCCUUUGUUUCUCUUUUAGAACCGAAACCAUAUGAAAGAUUCCCAGUAGCGCCUCAGACUCUGAGUUUAAUUCCCUGGAAAGUGUUGGGGGUGUAAAGGAGGGGGCACUAGGGGGGCACCUAGGUGGGCCCAAUGGCCCCCAGUGCAAGGGUGGCUUUGUCCAUUGUAGCAGGGCAUGGCUGGAGUCUCAGGAGCUGAUCCCCAGGCAGAAAGAGGGUACCGAAGCCAGGUGCAGGCUGAGGUGGACCGACUUGCAGGGCUAGACUGCCUGGGAGGCAUGGGGGAUGGGUGGGUGAGAAGAGGAAUCUCUCCCCGAUGGUGGUGUUUUCAGGCAGGGGAUGGAGGGUUAGGGCUGACCUGAGCAGCCUGAGCAGCUGGAAGAGGGAAAUCGAUGAGGGAAAUGUGCAGAUGCGCUGCCAUUUUAUUGAUGAUGCUUCCAGGCACUUUGUUUAGUGCCAGAUUGCAGAGCAUGUUUCCCCACAAGCCGGACCCAAGGAUCUGAACUGGAGGGCCCGCCAUUGUUUCCCUGAGCACCCUCUGCCCCAGAGGGCUGAAGAAAGACAGCUCAGACCUAGGAGAGCCUUGGGGUGGGGUGAGCAUGCUGGAUGUCCAGGGGCUCCUUAUUCUAACAUUCAGGAGACAGAGGAAGGAGGGAGCCAGGAUUAGGUUUGGACUUCAUCAGUGUGCCUGAUCUGGGCAUUCCUUGUAUACCCCCAGCUGGCUUGGAGAGUUCCAGAACUGGCCAGUGGGGCCUGGGUUGGAGGGAAGUCCAGAGACAAGAAUCCUCAGGAAGCAGAGGCAGACAUCUCUCCACUUCAUAGCCCCCAAAACAGAGCUGUAGCCAGGGUGGAGGCAGAUGAAAGUUAGAGUGCAUGUUUCCAGAUUAUUGGGAAUACCCCAGCUAAUUGAGCUUUGGGGACCCCACACUCCUGGGAAGGGUGGAAACCCCCUGGAAAGUGCAGGAAACUCUACUUUAUUCUGCUCCUUGGAGUAGGGAAAGGGAUGCUUAUAAGGAGUCAGAGGUUGGAUUUGCCCCUUUGACUUCUUAAAAUACAGAUUAUUUCUUUCUGUACUUGAAAAAAAAAAAA
Molecule: messenger RNA, 6458 nt
Organism: Cercocebus atys (sooty mangabey)
Lineage: Eukaryota; Metazoa; Chordata; Mammalia; Primates; Cercopithecidae
Gene: HOXA4
Product: homeobox A4
Exons: 5
Coding region: 56-1018 (320 amino acids)
Biological process (GO): anterior/posterior pattern specification; embryonic skeletal system morphogenesis; regulation of transcription by RNA polymerase II
Cellular component (GO): nucleus
Molecular function (GO): RNA polymerase II cis-regulatory region sequence-specific DNA binding; DNA-binding transcription factor activity, RNA polymerase II-specific
Source: RefSeq, a predicted model, not a curated record